Messenger RNA from Suillus clintonianus, 6133 nucleotides. RefSeq lists its product as uncharacterized. The transcript is spliced from 33 exons. NCBI's taxonomy places the organism in Eukaryota, Fungi, Basidiomycota, Agaricomycetes, Boletales, Suillaceae. Gene Ontology annotation, biological process: phosphatidylinositol-mediated signaling; phosphatidylinositol phosphate biosynthetic process. The coding region runs from base 18 to 5912 and encodes 1964 amino acids. The record is from RefSeq and is a predicted model, not a curated record. Gene Ontology annotation, molecular function: 1-phosphatidylinositol 4-kinase activity. Gene Ontology annotation, cellular component: cytoplasm; plasma membrane.
CUGCAGCACGACUGGCGAUGGACUGCCUAGAGUUGAACAUCCGCCAGCGAAUUCUGUCCGACCUUGCUACCCUUGAAACGGAAACAGAAGAGGACCUCCUCACUACUCGUGAACUCAUUCAAUCCAAGGCCCAGCUGGCAGAUGAAGAACGCAGUCUACCCAAUGGCGAUUCUGUGGAAAUGGAUGUUGAACCUCGCGCAUUCAUGUCCGAGGCGAGGGCCCAUUGUAACAUUGCUUUUGGGGAACUUGUCGCGAACUUUCCAAAGGAACAUAUCUUCAACUACAUUGAUACUCUCAUUCCCGUAUUGACGGAUCUUUUGCGCGACGUACCACGCGUAGACUUUGACCCAUGUCUCUCAUGGGAUGAGUGGGCUCUCCCUGACCAGCUGGUCUUCUCUACCGUUUCUGCCCUUCUACGUAUAUGCGGCGCACACCCAGAACACGCGGACAGAGCUGUCACGUCCAUUAUCAAUUUCGUCGCUGACAUCGUUCAAAAUCUCAAGGAUUCCGGUUCAAUAGAUGUACUUACACACCUCACACCUUCUGUCCACGGACUCUACCGUGCCAUCACUUCUACUCUCUACCCAUGGACCGCUUCUCAAUGGCGCCUUCUUUCCGACUCCCUCCAAUCCCUUGUUGCGACUCCCAUCCUUGAACGAAUCAACCGUCUCCUACUUGAUAUACAUCAAGAAGCCGACGCCGAUCCUGACACCGACGCCACCUCCAUCGCCUUCUGCCACACCUUCAUAUCUCGGUACAUUGCAUUCGGACGCCCACUGAGCGGAUAUUUUAUCGUAUGCUGUGUCAUGGAGAUGCAAUGGACUGUGCUCGCCCAAGCCCUCGCGAGUACUCCUCUGGUGCACAAGGGUCAGGUGCGCGAAGCGGCGGCGGCAAACAAAGCGUGGGUGAACCUCAUGAAAUGCCCUGCCAAGGAUUUGGGACUAGAGAACGAUGAGGAGACAAAGGAAGGAUUGACGAAUGUCAUUAGGGAUGCACUGCAGUGCUUUAGUGAUCUGCUGGAGCAGAUCGAGGGUAUGGACACCGAACCUCCUGUUGAUACGUAUGCAUGGGAAACCAUGUCCGAGAGCCUGAAACUAGCAUCCGUCUGCUCAGUCGCGCUUCGAGAGCUGGAUGAGAGUCUACACACUCGCCUGACACAACUAUUGAGUGACAGUCCACCCAUCCUGGACAAUCUCGUUCAGGAAUCGGCGCUCAAAGCUACUACAGUACUUGUACGAAGCUUCCCGGAGAUCGCUCCGUCUUUUGCAAUCCAUCUCCGCCGCUUCGUCACUUCGCCUCUUUCAAUAUUCGAGUUUGCAUUCAAUACCGAGAAGCGCGCACCCCCACCUCUGACAGCGGCUGCCAAAUGCCUUGCGCUUUGUAUUAAGCUAUCACCUGGUGAUGACUCUAUCAUGUCCAACAUGUACUCUCUGCUCAAUUACAUCGCUGCGACCUCCAAAGAAAUAACCGAAUCUUCUUCUUCCAACCAACUCCUUUCCAACCCCCUCUACACCUCCUCGAUCACCUUUCCCAACGAUAACAUCACUUUCCAGAGCGACGAAACAGGGCUGCACGGCCGCUCAGACGAAGAGAAGCGGCUCAUCGGCAUCACAACUAUCUCCGUUGUCACGCGCCUUGCGCUCGAGUUCCACACGGCGGGCCAGGAGGAGGUCACUAAGUUAACAAUCUCGAUGCUGCUGCAGCGUUUACGGACUUCGGAGGCGACUCUCGAAGCUGCGAUUGCAUAUAACCUUGUCGACCUCGCGCUCGUAGCUCCCGAAGAGUCAUUUGUAGACGUUGCGCGUGCAUUUUCCCUCAUUAAUCGCGCUACGAACUUGGAGGACCCGAGAUUCUCGAAUAACAUGGUGUUAGCCGCCCAGACGAGGCUUGCGCGGGAGCUAGACCAAAGACCAGAUUUGUAUGAUGUAUACUUGGUUGAGUUGCUCACUCUCUUCGGGGAUAAAGGCGUUGCUAUCCAGAACGUAGCGACGUCCGACCGACAUGUCAAAACAGAAGAGAUGAUCGAGCAGCUGGCUUCUCUACUGUUGCCGAUUGAAGCACUUCUUACCCAUGCGGAUUACUCCCCACACCUGGCCGCUUCCCAAGAGCUUACUGGCCUCUUCCGGAAUAUGUGGUUCCUCUGCGUUCUCUUUUACUUCACAUCUGGUGAGGAGCGGAGCGCGAUGACGUGGCUCAUGCCUGCGCUGGCGAAAAUUGCUACAAAGACGCCAACUCUUGUACUCGAAAAUGCUCAUGACGCAGCGAGCGAAAUCGAGUAUAGCACUGUCAUCCGGCAUGAAUAUGCGCAUUCUGUCAUUUCCAAGCAUCGGUCGUUCCUUACACGCCAUAUUCCGCAUCGCACGAGUGAAAUACGCUCGUUGUCCCCGGGACAGGUAAUCUUCUUGCUGAUGAUGCAUGACGUUGAAAGCAUGCGGUCUGCCGCUGGUCUCCCGUCGUCUUUGGUGUCAUAUUUCACAAAUGGUAGCCUGAAUCAACAGAGCCAUCUUAGUGUAUGCAUGGAGUCUGUAGCGGACAAGGUGGUUCGUGGAUGCAUUGGGGAGAUGAAUGCCCAAGCUUUGGAACAGGCACUACCAGCCCACCUCUCGGAGGAGCUUCGCAAGUUGCUUGUAGCCAGCACCCAUCGCAUAUCUCGUGCUCGGGACGUCGCGACCAAAUACCUAUUCAGCUUGAUCACCUCAUUUCCUUCUCUCAUGUGCGACCCGCCACUGGUGUAUGCAAUCCUUGAGUGUCUUACUCUUCUGCGUCACGCAUGCGAAAACGAGUUUACGGACGAGUACAACCCGGUGUACGAGUUCCACUCCGAGUCUACCGGCAUCACGCUUCAGCUCACGGACGACUAUAAAGUGCGAAACGACAUCCUUGGGCAGCUGCAGCGCAAUGCCAACACGUGGUUUGAACUUGCACUUAGUCGGGCUCCCAUCGAGCUCCAGUCGACGCUUCAGAAAUAUCUUGCAGCUACGCAACCACUCAUCGGUGCAGAUGCUGCUGAAUUAGGAGCCUCUGUUGCAGUAACGUUUGCUAAGGCCUUUGGUCCUGUGCACCGACAACUUUCCUCUCUGUGUAGCUUAUCAAACUGGAAGUCUGAUCGUGCCCGCGCUCUUGCCGGUCAACUUGCGAGUAAAUGCUACUUUUCGGGAGAGGUCGCUGGUUUGCGACUCGCGGCUCGUAAAAAUCAAGAUUCGCUAGACAAAGUAGCUCCUCAAAUGCAAUGCACUGGCGUCCAGCCUUUCAAGGAUAAGAUGGCCGACACUAUGAACGACAUACGGAAUAAACGCAGUUCUUUAACUGUUCAAGAUCUGAAACGUCUUUUAUCCCGUUGCGCAGCCAUUCUCAUAGCACUGGAGAAGUGCGAUUACACCUUGAUCUAUUUCCUCGUCGCUCUGCCGUUUGAGGUUUUCACGCCCUCUGCUAUCGCUGCUGGUAUUGAGACGUGGACGUGGGUCAUCGCGGAGCGUCCUAACAUGGAAGUGGCUAUUAUGUGUGAAGUGCUCACGUCUUGGUUUGGGACUGUGAAGGAACGGAAGGGCGUGUUCUCAGCUUCUUCCAACUGUGUUGACCCCUUCUACCAUCCCAUCAGUUACAGUCCAACCGACAAGGACGAAAUCGAUCGAGCGACGACUCAUGCUCGUCGAUUACUCAUGCCACAUACCUUGGUCUUACAGAUGUUAUUCAGUCGACUGCAAGCGGCUAGAUACUGUCGCUCAACUGUGAUGUUCCUCAUCCAGGGACUUGUUUUGCGAUCUGCGCGAGCGCACAAGUUAUUCAGCACUCAUCCGUUGGCUCGAGAGCUACGCUACACGUUCCUUCUUUUCGGACUGGAAACGUUAAAGAGCUCUCAUCUGGAUGCUGUCUGUGAGUGUAUGUUGCGCGAAAGUCUGUAUUACACGGCAUAUUCGUGGUUUGCUGUUCGUCCGCAGUGGUCCUUUGGAGCCAAUCGAGUGCAGGUUGAUGCUGACAUCAAAGUCCUGUCUGAGUUCCUUGUGCAUCUGCAGGGUGACUCGAUCAGGAAUAUGGCCUCUCUUUCGAGUCUUGCUCCUCAUCAGUCUGCUUUGAAGACGUCCCUCUAUGCCAAGCGCUUACAAAGCAUCAACCAGCCGCUCCGCCUUCUGAUAGAGAAUGAGAUAUUCAGGCUUACGGUCUGGGCCAAUCCCAGCAACGAAGCGAAACGAGGCAGUGACCCUCAUUCCCUGCUAGAGCGUAAUACGCUUGAGUCGACUUGGCCUGGCGUAGUCCGAACAGUGUGGGAGAUAGACCCAGCCAUAGCGGUCUAUCUGACCGAGCGCUUCAAAAGCCCAGCGGCUCAUGCCGAAGUGCAGAAUCUGGUUCGUUCCAACGCCAGCCAGGUGGUUGACACCCCAGAAGCUCUCCGAUUUUUGAUCGGAGAUCACUUCCGAGGUGGACAGAGACGAGAGCUGAAGUAUAUUAUUGCGUGGGCGCCUGUUACUCCUGUGAUCGCUGUUACCUUCUUCGAGCGACGGCACGGCAACGAUCCGCUUUUGUUACAAUAUGCACAUCGAGUCCUCAAGCAACAUCCUGUCGAUUUGACAUUCUUUUUCGUUCCUCAAGUCGUCCAGGCUCUUCGGUUUGAUGACCUUGGAUAUAUCGCACAAUUCAUUUUCGAAACCGCAAAGGUUUCUCAGCUCUUCUGCCACCAGAUCAUAUGGAACAUGAAAGCCAAUUGCUACAAGGACGAUGCUGCCGAGAUCGAGGAUCCUAUGAAACCUGCGCUAGAUCGGAUGACUGAUAUGGUGGUGGAGUCGCUGUCUGGUGGUGCCCGCGCCUUUUACGAUCGGGAAUUCGGAUUUUUCAACGAGGUCACCUCGAUUUCUGGGAAGCUGAAGCCUUUCAUCAAAAGGUCGAAACCAGAGAAAAAGGCAAAAAUUGACGAAGAGAUGGCCAAGAUAGUUGUCGACGUCGGAGUCUACCUGCCCAGUAACCCAGACGGUAUUGUUAUUGACAUCGACAAGAAGUCCGGUCGCCCGCUUCAAAGCCAUGCCAAGGCACCGUUUAUGGCUACUUUUAAAGUGAAGAAGGAGCGCGUCAUCAUUGAUUCCGACCCGGAGUCUCUUUUGGACGGUGCACUUGAGAAACGCGAGGAAUAUGACGUUUGGCAACAGGCUAUCUUCAAAGUUGGGGACGACUGCCGACAAGAUGUAUUAGCCUUACAGAUCAUCGCGAUGUUCAAAAACAUCUUCACUAGUAUCGGGUUGACCCUCUAUCUCUUCCCCUACAGGGUUACCGCGACUUCCGCUGGAUGCGGUGUCAUCGACGUCGUGCCGAAUGCUACAUCUCGAGAUGAGAUGGGAAGAGCUACAGUAAAUGACUUGCUAGACUUCUUUACUUCAAAAUACGGCGGAGAAGAGACCGUUGCGUUCCAGCGCGCUCGCCUUAAUUUCAUUCAGUCUAUGGCAGCUUACUCCGUUGCUUGCUAUAUCCUCCAAAUCAAGGACCGUCACAAUGGGAACAUUAUGAUUGAUGGCGAAGGGCACAUCGUGCAUAUCGACUUUGGAUUCCUGUUCGAUAUAGGUCCUGGAGGAGUCAAGUUUGAACCCAGCUCCUUCAAGUUAACCCACGAGAUGGUGGUUCUAAUGGGUGGCAGAUAUUCUCAAGGCUACGAACUAUUUCAGCAUCUGACGGUGAAGGCUUUUCUCGCCAUCCGGCCUCAUGCAGAUCAGCUCGUCAGUACAGUCCAACUCAUGUUGGGAACCGGUCUCCCGUCGUUCAAGGGUGAACCCACCAUCAAGCGGCUCAAAGAUCGAUUUGCGCUCGGGUUGAAUGAGCGUCAAGCUGCCGAAUGGAUGAUGGGAAUCAUCCGCAAUGCUCAUGAAAAUGUGAGGAGCACAGCUUAUGAUGAGUUCCAACGGAUACAAAAUGGUAUACCGUACAAGUAGCAAAUGCUACUUAAGAGUCGAUCAUUGGAUACUGUCGAGCUUAGAGAUAGAAAUGUGCCAUGGCCUAUCCUGCGGUCUUGCCUUAAACCACAUUUCAGUGCUGGGGAUGUUUCGAUCGCGUUUGUUAGUUCAGACCACAUUAGUUAUCAGUGAUUACCAGGGUUCGUCUAUAUUUGGCAGCCGAACUUAUUGUACUUCCAGUGGCACCCCGUGGUUGAGCU